UCCGUGCCCGUGUCUGUGUCCGUGUCCGUGCCCGUGCCCGUGCCCGGCGGCGGGCGGUGAGCGGCCAUGCCGCGCAGGGCGGAGAGGUGCCUGCAGAUCGCCCCGCACUCCCUGGCCAUCGUCCUGGACGCCGCGGCCGGGGGGCGGCCGGGGGGCGACGGUGCCGGCGGUGCCGGGGCCGGAGCCCCUGCGGGGCCGGCGGCGGAGCUGGGCCGCCACCGCAUCGGCUACGAGAUCUUCGCGGACUUCAAGCGGGAGAACAUGCAGCACUUCUGGGACCGGCGAGCCACGGCGGCGGUGGCCGAGACCUUCUUCCUGGGCUGGAUCGACGAGCAGGUGCUCCUGGUGCAGGGCAAGGAGGAGCACCUGGAGGUGCUGCGGCAGGGCUGGGCGCGCCGCUCCCUCAAGCCCCCCAGCGGCUUCCACAUCAAGUGCCUGGGUAGGUGCCGCCGGGCCGGGCCGGGGCCCGCGGAGCUGCCCCGGGCACCCGCCGCAGGUACCCGGCGGGGUCCGGGAGCGGGGCGGAAAGCAGGGCCCUCCCCGCCGCGGGGUUUUAGCUCCCAAAAGUGGGUGUGCGCGAAGGGGGUGAGCCGGGAUGGGAGCGGUGGCAUUACGGGGAUGCGGUAAGUGGUGCUCUCCGGGAGAGCUGCCGGCCACGGCUGUGCGGUCGGUUGAGAGGCGCGUUCCCCCGUUCCCAUUAGCGGGCGAGGGUGAAAACAUAAACUGGAAGAGUUGGAAUAUACCCCCUGCAGGAUGAAAUGCCCGCCGGCCUCCUACGGGCCGGCUCCGCCCGCAGCGUGCUCCCGGGGCUGCUUGGCUCGGGAGUUAAAAGUUUUGUUUAGUAUUUCCAGGUGUGCUGAAACAAUAUUUUACUUUAUAUUCGGCUCUACGUGCUAUAUCAAACUUGUAUGCCAGCGUUGCUGUGGAGGUGUCUUUCCCAGCGAGAAGCAGUAGUAGGAGAUAAGUAACGUGAUUUUUUUGAGGUGCAAGGCAAGUGGCUUUUGAGGCUAUAAACGGCUAGUCUGUUAUGCCGUGGUGGGCCGAAGUUUCAAGUUACAGCGUGAUUCCCUAAGGGAAUCCCAUGAGUGUGCAGUGGCCUAGGACAAAGCACACCUCAUCCUGAAUUUUUUCUGGGAAGCGAAAAUAUCCUUGCAUAGAGAGCGAAAAUGUUUCCGCACUUCUUUUGACAUGAAAAAGUAAAAACAACAUGGCCAAAAAAAACCAACCCAACCCCUCCACCACCACCCCCAAACCCUAAGAUAUAAAGCUGUGGCUAUUUGGUGGGUAGAGAGUUGUGAAGAACAGCAGAGCAGAAGUUUUUCUUAAGAUUUAAGGCAACUAAAUAUUCAUCACAGCUUGAAACAUGCAGCUUCUCUCGUAGAGAGAAGGAAAAUUGUGUGAAUUUGGUUUAUUGCUGGCUUAACUACUUCCCGUGGCUGCUGCAGUGAUGGUGAGGCAAACUGUCUUUUCCUUGUGUACAAUUUAUAAAAUCUAUGUCCUAUGCAGCAGGCACCAUGAACAGGUCACAAAGCUAGAGACGCUCUCUCUGUGCUGGCAGUUUCAGACUCUUAAAACACGAUGCAUUUCUUUAAAAAAAAAAAUUAGCUGAGUAAGGCUCCUGAAAAGAAUGGAACAUAAAUAUUCGAGGUUUCCCAGUUUCCUGUGUUUAAUCUGGCUUUCGAAUAUUUUUAGCUGCCUUUGUCCUUUUGAACAAGCAAUGCUAACUCAUAUAAUUUCUAGUUACUGGCAGUCUUGUCUCUUGCAGAGUUGUCAGACACUUGUCUGUCACUCACUAUUUCCCCAUCAGACUUACUUGAGUAUUACCAUUUUUUUCUGAGCUGAGAGGGGAGGUCAAGACAAGUUGCCCUGUUAAAAAUUAACUGAUGGACCUUUUUUCCUCAAAAAAGCAAAUUUUCCUUUGAACCUCAGAUGACAAGACAGUGCUGCAGAGCAGGUGAUAGAAAAGUUUUGGGUGGUCCACCGCUAUCUGGAGAAGAGAAGAAGUCGGGCUGUGGUUAGAGCUACCUGCUCAGCCAAACUCAUCUGGGCUUUUUGGCUGCAGUUGGAUGGAAGAUGAAGAGCUUUUGAAUUGGCAUUGUCACCUGAUGGAGUAUCAGGGUCAGUGUUUGAUUUUUGGGGUGUUGCUGGACCUUGCUCAUUGAGUGCCAUUCCUCGGCCUGCUGCCCAGGAGGGCUGUGGAAAGGUGCAUUCUGACCUUGACUUUACUAAAGCCACCCAAGGAAUGUAAACAGGUCUUUGUGGUCUACCUUAAAAUAUGGAAACAAAACUUUUGCUAGAACUUCAUGUUAAUAAGUAAACUCACUGGUGUGCAAAUAAUAUACAUUCCUUUGGGGGGUUAUCUUUGCUGCAAAUUUACAAAAGACUGGAGCCAGAGUUUCAUUUGGCUUUAAAAAUAGCAAAUGCCUCUCAGCAUUUGAUUAAAGGCUAUGAAAGAAGAGCAAGGACCUGUUGGAGUCUUGCCUGUUGUCUAGUGCCUUAGCUGUGCUAAAUAUGAUAGAAGGAACUGAUUGACUUUUAUUUUUUUUCCGCUGUUUUUUUUUCCACUCCCAGACUGAUAAUUCAGGUCUUGUAUCUAAGUAGAUUCAACUUGCACUUACUGUAAAGUUAAAGAAUUGUCAAAAUAAUGGGCUUGGCCUGUGGGCAUGAGCAUCUGCUUAAAUGCAUGUAAUUGUAUUUUCAGCAUAAUUAGGUAGCUAAUGUGUGAGUGACUGUGACUUAUUGAAGAACUCACUCACACUUUAUUAUCUACUUUGUUUCAUUAAAGCAGCAAACAACACACAGACAAAAAGAAAAAGCUCCAAUGCUUUUUAGCUCUAAAAAAUGUGGUUGGUAUCUUAGGCUGAUAGGAAAACCUGCCUGCUGGGAGUUGCAGAAUAGUAAUAUUUUACUCCUGUUAAUAAAUAACUGGUAGGGUCAAGGGGGGAAAAGUAGCACAGCGAUUUUGAUGAAGGUGACGUUGUUUUCUCUUGCUCUGGUCCAGCUGGUAGUCCCCAUGCUGUGGUGGGAAUAGGGGUUGCCAUGCCUGGACAGUGGUGGGGGGGUGCAUGGGGGGACUGACCAGGGGGUCUUCCUCUGCACCUCAGGGCCAUUAGAAUACCUGGACAAUGCUGUGAUAAGUUGUUGGGCUGGUUCUUGUCUGAUUUCUCAGCUGUCUGUCUCUUUGUAGGCAGGUGGGGGUGCCUCACCUGCCCCUGGCAUCCAGCUGGGAUGGAGUAGCUGGACGACCAGCUGCCUGCCCCAGGGUGGGUGUGGGGGCAGCUCCCAACCUCCUGAUACUGUCUCGCAUGGGGCAAGGGACAGAAAUGUCUCCUCAGCUGCACAACCUCCAUGUAGAGGUAGUUGGACAAUAUUUCCCCUAUAUUAUGUUCAGUGCUAACAUGACCCAGAAAUCACAACUGCAACCUGACUUUCAAAACUCUGCUGAUGUUGCUGGUGGUUUUUUUUCACUGUGGUCCAGAGCCUUGGCUCUGGUAGGUUGUGGUGGCUGUGGAGAUAAUAAUAUCUGGAGGAAAAUAUAGCUGGUGAGGAGGAGGGAAUAUUAGAUCUCUAAUAUGCAUAGCAUGUGUUCUGCUGCUGGAAUUGUAUAAUGUAAACCAGGAGAGACUCACUGCUGAAUAGUCUUCCCACCUUUAAGUCAUCCUGGCUUGAUAAUGAAAAGUUUAUGAAAGUAUAAUUUGUAGUUAGCAGGGAUUGGACAGUCCUAUUGUGCUCAGUGCAGGUGUACCUGAGCCACAAAGUGAAUAGAUUAAAAUCCACAUGAGAUUCUGAAGAUUUGAAUUAUAAAAUUAGACCUUAGAAUUAAAUACAGGAGGAAUAUGAAGCGCAUGAGAAAUUUGCUUAUAGCAUUGACAUCUUAGGGCUGGAGGGUAUGGCGGGUGAAGUGAUUCAUGUGUGACUUUUAAACUUACUCCUCUGGCAGUUUUCUUGAACUAAAUGGUUACGCCAUAAAAGCCUGCUCAGUUACCAGUUUUGCAGUGAUCAAAGUGAUUCGGAUAUUAGGAAAUUGUUGGGUGUAUCGAGGUUUUAAGUUGGCAGAUGGGAAACUUUGGGAAACAUAAGUAGUCUUUGAAUAAACAGAAUCCCCAAACCAGCACUUGCUUAAUAUGUUGAUUUUGGGGGUCAAGGAAGCCUUAUGCAAAUCUAUAGGUCCAGUGAUGCAAUUCAUUGUCUUCGGAAGUUCUCGUGUAACUUUGCAAGACUUUUGCAACUUAAGUCUUUAAUGAGCGUUAGUAUUUUAAUUAGAGUUCUUUUUUUGACACACCUUCUAUUUGCACUCACAAAUAUUUGUCUUCCUGAGAGCCUUUUUUUUUUUUUUUUUAAAAACUUUUCAGCUCUUCUGUGUUAGGUGCUGUUGGUGUAGCAGGAUGGUCCACCUAAUUUUCAUGUCUUCAUCGCCUUUUGUGUUCCCAGAUGAGACUUCCUUCUGUAUCUCUUGCUCUUGAUUUCUGUGUCACGGACAAUGGGCAUCUUUGAGAGGUUUUCAUACACUUCACAGAAGGGCCAUGCCCUUUUGUAAAGAUUGCUUGAAAAGAAAUGACCAAACUUUAUAAUAACCCUUUGGCCAUGCCCAGGGCAAUUUUUCCAAUUAGAAGCUGAAGUUCAGAUGGCGUUUUUAAGAAAUGUAUGUGCAAUAAUUAAACUAACUAGCAGGAGUUAUAAUUCAGCAAAGUCGGCAGGGCUGGGCUGUUGUGCAUUGUUCCUGCUUGGCCAAGCAUAGGGGGGAAACUUUUUUUGCCACGCUGGGAGUUGGAGCUAAGUGCUCCCUUUCUUUUCUCUCCCUGCCAUAUCCUCUCAUGCCACCAAAAAAUUAAAUUAACACCCCACUAGUUUAGGUUUGGUAAUUUUCACAAUCAGUUUUGCAGUCAUUAGUGGAUGAUUAUGGUGAAGUGUAGACUGUUGGACAUUAAAUAUUAUUCAUCUAUAGACACUUAAAAAUAAUGAAUUUCUUUUUUCUCUGCCAGUUAUCUCCUUUAUAUAAUGAACAUUUCUUCUCAGUAUCGGGGCAUUAGGUUUCAUGGUAGUAAAACCUCCAAUGACUUUACCACACAUUCAACUACACCUUUUGUAUGCCUUGUGGUAUUGCCAUGAGAAAUUUAGUGGAUUUAAACAACAAUUUUUUUUCUCCUUCUCUACAACUCCAACAUAGAGCCAGUUAGAGAUCCACUAAGCACUUUUUAUAUCUGUGAGGUGGCUAUUGCAGCUUGAAAAUAAAGGGUAAACUUAAGCUUAUGGCCAGACUGAAGUACUUAUGAAUUUACUCACAACUCUGAGUAAAGAACUUCAUUGCUCACAAGUGUUGGGUUGGGCCUUUAAUGUAAUUUGUAAAAGCAGCUUUCAGAGGCUGGGGAGACAGAGACAAGAGCUAAAUGAGUAUGGACUGCAUAUAAAGUGCCUGAUUUCUCAGUAUGUGGUUUGUGCUUGUGUUGUGGGAAUGAAGUCUUAGAGUCAGAAUUGCUUUCUGCUCUUUAAAGAGAACUGUGAAUGGCCUGCAAGGCUAGUGCUAGUCAUCAAAAAUGUAUUGAGAAAGUAAAAAGAACACAAGGGAAAGAAAGAUAUGGGCUAUUUAGUUUCAUUUUUUUCACACAAAGCAGCUUCUCUUGAACAAGCAAAGUCAAAUACACAGAUCUGUGGUAUUCAUUGUGCAGCUCAAGGGAAGGAUUUAUAAGGUUAAUAGCCAGCUAGUACUGUCUCCCCACCUCCUUCCUCCCCACAAAGAGCACCAUUGUAUAGGAAAGCAUCUUUUCUGGUGGCAGAUAAGUCAUCCAGCCUUGCAAGUUAAGUGCAUGCUCUGUGUGAAAAGCAAUGCUGUAAGGGAACUGUGGUGGCCAAGAGCAGCCCUUGGCCAUGGAGCUUUGACAAAGCAAGAGAUCUCUCACUCUCUCCAUCUGUUUGUGCAUGAGGGUCUGGUCUUUAAUUAAAUGUUCCUCAUUCCUUCCUCAAAGGGCCCUUGUCUUUGCCAGGGAGCAGCACAGUGGGUGUGCACUGAAUGAAGCCCUUGUCAGGUGUUAUUGCCAGCACUUAAGUGGGCUCCUGGGCUGCCAGCAUCAUGUGCCACCAGACCAGUCACUAAAUCACCUUUCCAUCUGUCCCACUCUUUUACAUAGUCAUUUUUGGAUUUAAGAAGACUGAGGUGAAUGAGGUGUCCAGGGGCCAUGCAGUGGAUAACCAUGGAGCAAGUCACAGGCAUCUCCAUCCUGCCCACUAAUUUUUACCGUUUUGUGGCAUGAAAACUCAGUUGUGUUUCCCCUUUUGUCCAUCUUUGUAAUUUACUAAUAAGAGUCAUGUUGUUAAAUGCUUUACUUAUCAAACUGUAAUGAUUUUAAUUGACAAAGUACAGACCUUCUAUGUGUGUUGCCACAGUUUAAAAUUUUGCUUUAAAUGAGUUUUGAUUCAUAGAAUGGCUUGGGCUGGAAGGGACCUUAACAAUAAUCUCUUUCCAACCCCUGUGCUGUGGCCAGGGAACCUUCCAGUAGGCCAGGCUGUUCAGAGCUCCAUACAAUCUGCUUUUAAGUGCUUCCAGGGAUGGGACACCCAUAGCUUCUUUUGACAGCCUGUUGCAGCAGCUCACCACCCUCACAGUAAAGAAUUUUGUCCGAGUAUCUAUGCUAAACCUUCUCUCUUUCAGUUUAAGGCCAUUUCCCUUGUCCUAUCACUGCAUGCCCUUGUGAAAAGUCUAGCUCUCUUCCCGGCCUCCUUUAGGUACUGAAAGGUACUAGAAAGCCUCCCCAGAGUCUUCUCAGUCUGUCUCUGUGAGGCAGGUGCUCCAGCCCCUGAGCCUGGAGAAAUGUGCAUUUAAUGCACAGAGAAAGGUGCUAGGAAGGGUCAACUGUGUCUGAAAAUACUGCUGUCCCUGGGCUCGGCUGGUUUUUAUUUCAGCUCUUUUGUAAAGGCGAUGAUAGCAAAGUUGGCGCUCUCUCACAGCAAUUCUGGUGCUGUUUCCUCAGGCCAUGCUUUUGGAUGGUAAAUCUCUCCUCCUUUCUGCAGGCCAGGAGAAUCACAGCUUGCCCCCAACAGGAUGUGCCAAGGCAUUACCAUAUUCUUGUCUGCAUUUUAGACACUCUUUUGGAGAGUGUAGCAGAAAAGGUGCAACCCAGAUGGACUGGGUGUCCUCCAGAACUCCUGGCAUUAAAAGCUGCCUCCCAAGCAGCAUCACUCCUUCCUUUGGCUAUGGCAAACAUGAUAGGCAGGCUUCUCUUUUCUUUUAGUAGUCAAGGAAAGCCUAAAGUGUUCAGAGAAAAUAAAAACUGCAACCAGAUGGUGGUUUCCUCUGCAGAAACUGAGGCUGUGAAAUGUUAGGAUGGAAGGAACUUCUUAAUAGUUUUUUUGCAAUAACAGAAAUUUAACAGAGUUCUGAAAAAUUAAGCUGUCUCCAAACUUUUUCUUCUUUGUUUUAAAUACAAAAACAUAAAUAUUUUGAUUAUUUUCUAAUGAUGUUGACUUCUGGGAAUGUUAUUGCAGUCUCUGGUUUCUGAUAUUGAAACUGCUCCCUGGGUGGGCCAGAUCUGGAGAGAUUUUUAAGGCUAUUACAUGCUUGGAAUAAAAUCCCUUCACCUAAUAUGUAAACAUGCUUUCUUCUGUCUGCUGUACUUGAUCCCUCUAUUUAUGACUUGGGAUUUCACCUGAGACUCGUGAUGAGAAGUAUCUGAAUGUAAAGAAUGUACAAACACAUAUAUUUUGAUGAAACAAAGUGUUUUCAUGUUGAUAUUUGAGCAGGCCUUCACACCUCCUUUUUAAACUGGGGUCCUGUUCUGAGCUGCAGUAGCAUUUGAGUAUACAUUCAAAGGUAAAUGACUACCCUGAAUCUGAAUAGGGGUUCUUUUAGUUGCAUUUUUCCUCCUGUAACCGAAAAGCAAUGGUGUGAUAUUACUAUCAACACUUGCUAAGCUAUAUUUGAUUUUCUUAUGAAAGCAAGGUAGUGUUCUGUGCACUCAAUUAAUGCACAGAGUAAUGACUUCUCUUUGUGUCUUUUCUGGAGUUGGAUAGAAUUCUAAUCCAUGUAAUAUGGGACUUUGUUGUUGUUCUUGCACAUGAGGACAGGAUGGGGUACCAAAAUAGAGAAGUUGGAGUAAAACACAGCAGCCUUUUAGAUUAACCUUGAAUUCCACCAUCCGAUAAUUAAUAAAGAGACAUGCAGAUGUAUUCAAAGAUUGCUCUUUUAGAAGUGCAGACCAAUUCACUUAACCCCUGGGAAACAACUCCAAAUUUGAUUCUUUAUGGUAUAUUGUGACUGUGUAAAAUGCUUCUACCCAAGUGCUUGGUUUGGGUAUAUUCCAGAAGCUUUAGUUUUAAAGCAGUUUUUGGUGACUCUUAGUGCUUCAGAGGGUACCUAUGCUGGCUCAUGCAUGUCUUUGGAGGAGGAUGAGAAUGCUGAAGGACCCGUUGCUGGCCCCAGUAUGGGGAAUCCCACUGAAAGCAGAAUGGGCUCUUGGAUGAUGGCCCAAUGGCUUUCACAAUCAUGUGGCCAAAACCACAGUGGCCUCCAGGACUGGGCUGGCCAUGAGGCAGGCUGAUUCCUCCUUCUGGUGCCAGCAAAAGGGGAAUAAAGGGGAAUAAAGGUAUGUGCUGGGGCUGGUCUGUGGCUGAGCAAGUGUCUCUUGUUCCCCUCCAUUGGUAGCAGGGCAGAUGCAUUGCUGUGUCCAUCCUCAUCAGUAACUGCAGCUCCAGUAACUCCUGCUUUUCUGCUGCCUUGCAGUUGCAUGUGCUGCAAUGUCUUCUCUCACUGGGUGUUCAGGGGCUCCUGGGAAGGAGUGAAACUGCAAGGAUUGUGUUUUCGCUGCAGCUGUAAAACUUGCAAUGUAUUAUUAGCAUUAGAACAAGCUGGGUGCUGCCAGUGUAUUUGAGAUUUGGCAGCAGAGUCUUAGGUAUUAUUGAGAGGCUGUAAAAUGAGUACUUCUUUUUUAAAAAUGGAUUUAUUCUUUUUCUUUAAAAAGCCCUAUUGCAAGUUUAGCAAAACUUUUAGCUAAAGAA
Molecule: messenger RNA, 8988 nt
Organism: Taeniopygia guttata (zebra finch)
Lineage: Eukaryota; Metazoa; Chordata; Aves; Passeriformes; Estrildidae
Source: RefSeq, a predicted model, not a curated record